AUUCCUAGAUAGAAUUGGUUCGAACUCAGAAUCUGAACCGACUCAUCGUGAGAAGGAAAAAGUAAAACAAAACCAGCAGAAGGCCACAAUCGAAGUCCAUCGCGAGAGCGAAGAAGAAGAAGAAGAAGAGAAAUGUAUCAUCCUACCAGAGGUGGCGUUCGCGGUGGUCGAGAUCAAUUUAGUUGGGAUGACGUAAAGGCUGAUAAGCAUCGGGAGAACUAUAUUGGUCACAGUAUCAAGGCUCCUGUUGGAAGAUGGCAGAAAGGGAAAGAUCUACACUGGUAUACCAAGGACAAAAAAUCUUGGAAUGCAGAAAUGGAGGCUGCAAAAGAAGAAAUAAAAAGAAUUAAGGAACAGGAGGAGCAAGCCAUGAGGGAGGCCCUAGGCUUAGCUCCUAAACGUGCUAGCCGACCUCAAGGUAAUCGGCUUGAUAAGCAUGAGUUAUCUGAACUUGUGAAGCGAGGCUCUACUGCAGAGGACUUGGGUGCAGGCCAUGCUGAAGCUGCUCAUGUUCAUGGUCUUGGUUUCGCAAGAUUACCUCGCCCUGGGGAGGAAACAAGUUCUCUUCAACCCACAGUGAGUGAUGUUUCACCUGAAACGAGAAAGGUGUCUAUGGCUGAUCAGUCACCAAGAAACACUCAAGAAAAGGAAUCAGAGGAUGAAAGCAGUCGAAAGAAAAGGAGGCGUGAAGAGAAGAAAAAGGAAAAGCAUGAAAGGCGCGAGAAGCGGCAUUCUCAUGAUUUGGAUGACAAGAGGAAACACAAGAAAGACAAGGAGAGAAGGAGACACGACUCAGACUAAUAUGUUCAUAAAAAUCUGUAACUUGUAUUUCACUCUUCUAUGUUUGUGAUAGAUAUAUUUUUUGGAAUUAGAUUUUACAUAUUUUAUGUAGUUUCAACUUUCAAAUGAAGAUUAUAUGUUUGUAUUUGUGCUGGUGAUAGACAGACAGACUUGCACGACUGCACAGUCUAUUAUAUAACCGCAGAUAGAAGAGAAAAUUUGUGUUCACAA
Messenger RNA from Quercus robur (English oak), 1011 nucleotides. RefSeq lists its product as uncharacterized. Bases 133 to 801 code for a protein of 222 amino acids. The record is from RefSeq and is a predicted model, not a curated record. The transcript is spliced from 4 exons. NCBI's taxonomy places the organism in Eukaryota, Viridiplantae, Streptophyta, Magnoliopsida, Fagales, Fagaceae.